AUGUCUGAAUACACCAACCUGCCCGACUACGACUCCCUCCCGCCCGUCAAAGGCAUGCCCCGUGGCUGCGCAUGGGGUAUUUUCGACAAAGACGGCAAGAAAGACCAUAUCGGGUGUCUGAACCUGCUUACGCCGUCUGUGGUGCGCGCGGCCUUGAAGGAAGCGGAGACGGGCCAGUCGGUCUCGCUGAACUGGCCCAUCAACGCUAUCCAUAAGCCUGGGUUCCAGCGCGCGGGACUCGAGCAUAAGGUCUCUUCGUUCCAGGACACGCCCUUCAAGUUACAUGGGUUCGACGACGAGGUCGCGUUCAAUACUCAGUGCUCCAGCCAGUGGGAUAGCUUGGUACAUUUCGCGCACCAGCCGUCCGGGUUCAGCUAUAAUGGAGUCAAGCCAACGAAGGAGGCGCUGCUGCAGGCAGACGCGCCCUUCCACAAAGACACCGACCUGCCCACGCUUGACCACUGGCAUUCGCGCGGCGGCCUCGUCGGUCGCGGUGUCCUGCUCGACUACCAAGCGUACGCAGACGCGCACGGCCGGAAGUACUCUCCCUUUGAGACGCACAAAAUCACUGUCGCCGAUCUCGAGGCUGUGGCUCAAUGGGAGAAUGUUGAGUUGCGCCAGGGCGAUAUUGUCAUCAUCCGGUCCGGGUUCACAAAGGGGCUGCAGGAAGCUGCCACGCCAGAGAAACAGGCAGAGUGCAUGGCCAGCCACCGAACUGUCGGGGUGGAAGGCAACGAGGCUACGGCGAAGUGGUUCUGGAACAAGCAUUUUGCGGCUGUUGCGGGCGAUGCCAUCGCGUUCGAGUGUCUGCCGCCGUCGAAAGAAGAUGGGACAGAGGGGUCGAUUGGAGAUCUGGUGCUGCAUCAGUACUUCCUCGGCCUGUUCGGGCUGAAUAUCGGCGAGCUGUGGGAUCUUGAGGCGCUGUCGAAGCUUUGUGCUGAGAAGAAGCGAUACUCGUUCUUGCUCACAAGCUGUCCGCUCAACGUGCCAGGCAGCGUCGGGAGCCCACCGAAUGCGCUUGCGAUUUUUUAG
Molecule: messenger RNA, 1032 nt
Organism: Aspergillus nidulans FGSC A4
Lineage: Eukaryota; Fungi; Ascomycota; Eurotiomycetes; Eurotiales; Aspergillaceae
Exons: 2
Coding region: 1-1032 (343 amino acids)
Biological process (GO): L-tryptophan catabolic process
Molecular function (GO): arylformamidase activity
Source: RefSeq, a predicted model, not a curated record